Molecule: messenger RNA, 2050 nt
Organism: Pteronotus mesoamericanus
Lineage: Eukaryota; Metazoa; Chordata; Mammalia; Chiroptera; Mormoopidae
Gene: ANKRD16
Product: ankyrin repeat domain 16
Exons: 7
Coding region: 613-1704 (363 amino acids)
Cellular component (GO): nucleus; cytoplasm
Molecular function (GO): protein binding
Source: RefSeq, a predicted model, not a curated record
UGGGGCGGAGGCUGGCUACAGUUCGAUGAGGGACUGCCUUUGGGUCGGGAUGCGCCGGACCCCACCGCAGCCCUAAGGGUGGUAUCUCCCUGCUGAAGAGUACGGGCGGUAGCUCCGGCCGGGCUCCUUUAUCGGUGUCUCGUGGGCGCGGAGCUACCUUUGAGCUGGCCCGGAUCGGAGCCCUUCACUAGUGCGGGUACCUCACUGACCCCCUGGAGGCGGUCAGGUCCCGUACUGGCCCUACUGCGGCGCGGAGUGAGUGCGGUCCCCGGCGGGCUCCAGGCGGCACGCGCCCCUCCCGGUGGGUUUGAGAGCUGCUCACCGACUACCGAGUGUUCUGCCCCAAAAUGAAAUCCGUGCAGGCGGAAGCCUCCGUAAGUGCCGCGCGUCCUCGAACACGACUGCGCCCGCACCUGGAGCGCGCGUUCGCAGCCACCUGCGAGGUGAGUUUUUUGCAGGCGCACUAACCACCCGGCAAAGGGAAGCGCGGUCUCUCCCCCGCCCCAACGCCGGGCGGGGUCCGGAGUGGGAAACGGACACCCCGUGGCGUAAGUACGCCCACCCCAAACAGGGGCGGUCAGGGGACUCGGGCACCUUCUGGCCCCGGUGACCAUGGCGGCGCCCAGGGACCCGAGGCGGCUCUUCAGGCUGGUGCAAGAAGGUCAGCUGUGCGUCCUGCGAGAGGAGCUGCAGAGAGGAGGGGGCGCCGGCUGCCCGGGGCCUAUGGGCGACACCCUGCUGCACUGCGCCGCCCGCCACGGGCGUCGGGACAUACUUGCUUGUCUGGCUGAGGACUGGGAUAUGGACAUCGAGGCCGCCAACCGAGACUACAAGCGGCCUCUGCACGAAGCUGCCUCCAUGGGCCACCAGGAUUGCGUGCAGUACCUGCUGUGCCGAGGAGCCACGGUCGACUGUCUGAAGAGGGGUGACUGGACUCCUCUGAUGAUGGCUUGCACAAGGAAGAAUCUUGAAGUGAUCCAGGACCUUGUGGAACAUGGCGCAGAUCCACUUCUGAAGAACAAAGAUGGCUGGAACAGCUUCCACAUCGCCUGCCGAGAAGGUGACCCUCAGAUCAUCCAGUACUUGCUCACUGUUUCCCCAGAUUCCUGGAAGACCGAGAGCAAAAUUGGCAGAACUCCUCUGCACACAGCAGCAAUGCAUGGCUGUUUAGAGGCAGUAAAGGUGCUUCUUCAGAGGUGUCAGUAUGAACCGGACUGCAGAGACAAGUGUGGCCUCACACCCUUUAUGGAUGCAGUUCAGUGCGGGCACAUCAACACAGCCAGGCUGCUCCUUGAAAGACAUAAGGCUUGCAUUUCUGCUGAGGAUUCCCUGGGGGCCCAGGCUAUACACAGGGCAGCAGUCACUGGGCAGAGUGAAGCCAUCCAGUUUUUGGUCUCUGAACUUGGCAUUGAUGUAGACAUGAGAGCAACAUCGACCCACCUCACAGCACUUCAUUACGCAGCUAAGGAAGGACAUGUGAGCACAGUUCAGAUGCUCAUAUCCCUGGGUGCUGACAUCAACUCUAAAGAUGAAAGAAAUCGAUCAGCCCUGCACCUGGCCUGCGCGGGUCAGCACGAGGCCUGCAUCGAGUUUCUUCUGCGGUCUGGGCUGAGGGACUCUCCAGACCUCACGGGCACCCUGGCGCAGCAGCUCACACGGAGUGCAGACAUCCUUCAGCGCUUUAGCCACAGUACGACAGCAUGAAGGUGUUUCUAAACAAAGGCAUAAAACUCAUGGUAACUUAAAUGCUGCAGCUAGUCAACCAGGUUCAAUGAAGUCUUCGUAUAGCCUCCUGCACUCUCCACUGCAUCUGAGAUUCACAGAAGAUGUGGACACUGGCUUCCUAGCUGGAGGGCAGGCACACUCAGAAUCUCCCCUUACCCGCAUUUCAUCGUGGCCUUCAAGGAGACUUGGUAUUUGUGAAGUCAGUGUCUGGGCUCCUUAGAGAAGCAUGUAAUGUGUGUGAAUAUAAUACCUAUAUAUGUAUACUGUAUUAUAUUGUAUAUAUAUAUGUGUAUAUGUGAAAUGUUUUAUAGUAAAUAUUAUAUGG